AUGCUUGGGCUGAUAAAGAUGGGUACAGAAAAUAGGUCAAUUUUUUAAGAUCCAGCAUUUAAGGAGAGACUUUAAGAGUCCUUUAGAGAUUACGAUUGUGCGAAGUUAAUAAAAGUAAGACCUAUUAGUCGGUAUUUAAAACCUUUCAUUUUGAGAAUUUCUACAUAAGGGGAUAAUGGAUCAUUUUAAAGAACUAAACGUCAAAAUUGUAAAAAUAUUCCUUCUGAGGAGGAAGAACUGCUUAAAAAUUGUAGACAAGCAAAACAUGGCAAAUAAUCGAUUGAGACACCUAAAAAAAUUAAAUAGAAGACAAAAUAAGUAGAUCUAAACUAGGGAAAUAAUUCCAAAGUUGAAACUUCCUUCAUGAUUCAAAAUUCAAAGAGCUAAGGGUAAGGUAUAUCAAACUUCAAAGCUAAUACUAAAACAAGCAGGACUAAGCAAUAAAAAUUAAAUCAUCAAAAAUUAAAAUGA
Molecule: messenger RNA, 471 nt
Organism: Stylonychia lemnae
Lineage: Eukaryota; Ciliophora; Spirotrichea; Sporadotrichida; Oxytrichidae
Source: the annotation of a GenBank genome assembly